CAUCUAUCAACAGUCAACCCUGGUAUGUUGUCGGGCGUCGGUAAAAACGCAAGGAGGGAAUAUCUUUAUUUACAAGCGAUAUAUAAUAAAAAGUAAGGUUAAGAACAAGCUGAUAGUAUUUUUUAAGGAAUUAGCAUAUAUUUUGAUUCACAAGUGUAAUCAUACCGAAUAGUUGUCUGUAACAUUUAAGUUUGUACGAAGUGUGUAUUAAGUGGCGUCAGUAGGCCUUUGGAAGGCUGCUUCAACCUAACCUAUCAAGUUGUCGGAAAAAUUAGUUCUCUAAAAUUUAUACAAAGUGCUGCUGAGAUCAUGGAAGAGGCUAUGAAUUUCCACACAACUAAUAUGAAUCAUCACUGUUUAGUUUGUGGGACAGACUCACUUGCGAAUUAUGUUGAUUUGACACUGGUCACUUCUCGGACCAGUCAAAGUGAAAGUCUUGUGAAGGAAAAAUUAAAAACUAUUCUGCGUGAUAAAUGGAUACCUCCGGAUACUGAAAUGUCAAUGGUGAUAUGCUUGCCGUGUUUUCAUUUGGUAGAUCAGUUUGAUGUGCUAGAAAAUCAGUUAGAAAAUAUAAGGGAUAAUCUAGCAGCUAAAUAUGUUGGUACCAACGGAGUAAAGAAGCAGAAGACUCCAGAAUCCUUUCCACCACCACCACCAGAAGAUUUAAGUAAUUCUGACAGUAGUGAUGAUGACAGGUCACUCUCUCCAGUAGUUAUUACAACUACACGAGGUCGCAAACCAGGUACAAUUAAAAUCACAAAGCGGCCAAGUUACAGCAGGAAGGAGAAAACAACAAGAAGAAAGAAGGUUUCAGCAGAGGCCAGGAAGUCUGCUGCAGAGGCAAAAAAAGCAGCAGCUGAAAUGAAAAAAGCUGCAACUUUAGCUAAGAAAGCUGCUGCUGAAGCAAAGAAGGCAGCUUUAGAAGCUAAAAGAGAAAAAGCAAGGGCUGAACGAGCAAAGAAGACAUGGUGUCAAGGACAACCUGAUGGAGAUGCUGGCACAAGCAAGCAGCUGGGUGAAGCUGGUAAUAUGAAUGAAUCUGGAACAAAUGAAAAUGGAAACCAGGUUCAUAAGGAAGGUGGCAAAGAACAGAUAUCUGAGGAGGAAGAACGGGAGAGGAGAACAAUUUAUGAUGACGACCCAUCUGUGUUUAAUCCUGGAGAGAAGCUACGAGUAGGAAUAAUUCAGGCAUCAGGUGAUGGUAGCAUUGCGUAUGAAUGUUGCUACUGCAGUGAAAGAUAUGGUGACACAGAGACUUUGAAGAUGCAUGUCCGGUCAUGUCAUCGCCCUGAAAUUUUGACAAUGCAGAUUCCAGUAGAGUUGGGUUUUGGAAGCAAAGUAAAUUGUGGUGCACAGCUUAGUAAUGUUACAGCAACAACGGACCUUUCCAAGCCAUUUGUUUGUAUCUACUGUACUGGGGCAUUUAAAUUUAAAAGUAACAUCAAUUUACAUUACAAAGAAAAACAUACACCAUACAAGCCAUUUGCAUGUAUGGAUUGUCACGAGACAUUCCGGAGAUCAAUGGAAUUGUCACGUCACAGAGUCUACUACUGUCCACUUGGCAAGAAAAUUAAGAAGACAAAGAAAGAAAGACAGAAGGACAAGGAUAAAGAAAGAGAUGAUGAAGAUAUGUAAACUUAAUUAUAUGACUUUUUUUUACCAAUUUCAGUAUUUUACAUUAAAAUAUUCUUGUUGUUGAGUGAAAUUCUGAAGCCAGAUAAACUGAUGACUUGUGGUUUAAUCCAUAUUACAAGGUGUGAAUUAGAUAUACCUUCUAGAUGCUUUUCUGUGCAGAAUGGUCUGAUUUUACUUUGACAGUAAGAGUUGGACUGAACAAUAAACAGAGGCAAUAGUGAUAUGGAAAUGAAAUGUUAAAACAGUAUACUAUGGAAAGUGUUGAAUACUGACUUUUAAGUUGUGCCAUCACCUUUAUUAAAUUAAAUAGUAAUGUGGGAUGCACGUUUGCAAUUAAUCUUCCCAUACCAUCCGAUUUUAUUAUUUAUUUACAAGCCACAUGUCCUAUAAUGUAAUAUUGUAUUGACCUGAAUGUAAGAAUGUCUUAUUUCAAGCUUAUGUGUUUGGAAUUUGUUGGCUCAAUGUCCUCAUGUUUUGAUCUUGAAGAAAAAGUAAUUUUAAUUAAAUGAUUAUGCCAUAACAUGUUUAAACUUACAAUCAGGCCAUUAAUGAUAAUAUUGAUGUUAACAGGGGUGCAGUCUUAGUUGACUUACUGAGGCAACAAAUCAAGAUCAGCAGGAUAACUUUAAAAGGUUCUAGUAGAUCUAUAAAGUUCUACAUGCCAGCAAGCUACUAGCUAAGAUUAAAAUGUACUGUUGCUGAUUAUUUUCCCGGUGGAAGAUGCUGUGAAUAUUCUCAAAACCUGAUUUUUUUAAGAAUUGGAGAUUUGAGAAUAGUCCUCUUUUGUAAAACUGAAAACAUGGAGUGCAUUGCUUUAUGAUGACAAGUUUCUAUGGUUUUCAGUGGCGGUACUGAACCUGUGCUAUGACAGACCUUCCAUAACCUCAGGGACAACUGACAGUAAAGACUUAGGCUAAUUUAGAA
Messenger RNA from Zootermopsis nevadensis, 2559 nucleotides. RefSeq lists its product as uncharacterized. Gene Ontology annotation, cellular component: cytoplasm; nucleus. Gene Ontology annotation, molecular function: DNA-binding transcription factor activity; RNA polymerase II cis-regulatory region sequence-specific DNA binding. The record is from RefSeq and is a predicted model, not a curated record. NCBI's taxonomy places the organism in Eukaryota, Metazoa, Arthropoda, Insecta, Blattodea, Termopsidae. Gene Ontology annotation, biological process: regulation of transcription by RNA polymerase II; cell fate commitment.